AUGAAUGCCGGCGUGUUGGCCUGUGCACAUCGCGUCGUCAAUCAUGUCUGUGCCGUUGUCUCUGCAGUGGUGACCAGGGAGCUCAGUAUCGAUGAUAUGCAGUGCUCUGCUGCAGCUAAGGAGACCGCUCUCGCUGCGAACGGUGCGCCAACGGCAGCGAGGCGUGAGCUGCAUUUCAGCGCUGUGGGCCACUCGAUGGGCGGCCUCAUUCUGCGCGCCGCACUGCCCUUACUGAUAGACAAGAUUGAAGGGACCUACGGGGAGCAGUCGCUGGGGUUCGCGGUGCACUGGGAUGUCUUCUGCACCUUAGCGACACCGCACCUUGGCGUGAAAAACAUGAUGUCCAAUACCAAAAUGUUCCUGGGCCAGCACAUCGGGUGUUACCUCUCGACAGCAAUCGCCGAUCUGUUCUGCAAGAGCAGCGUCGUGUCUGCGGACUUGGUUUCACGCGACAGCCUUGCGGCCUGGGCUCGCUUUAAGCGGCGAGUGCUGCUGAGCGUUGUAAACGACGAAACAGUACUGAUGCACAGCAGCAGCUUCGUGAUGCCCUUGCACAUUUUGAAGCGUGACGGUGCGCCGCUUCCUACGGCAGAGGCGGACCUCACCGGCGCGUGCUCCAAGACCAACGCGGGGACUCACCAUCGGCAGGCUGACUGCAGUGCUCUUUACCUUGCUCGCCUUGGCAUCAUGUGUGCGUCAUCGCUUGAGGAGCUGCGCGGCAACGGUGUGCUUCUCACGGAGGUCUCGCCUGACCUGUGGCCGCCCGGGGUUCUCCCGGAGGAGCGCGCACUGGCGGAGCACAUCCUGCGGGAUGUGGGGCCGCUGGAGCUGCAUGUUGUCGACUUCCGCCCGCGGUUGGCGCGUCUUACAUCGAGGGAUGCCUCCCAUGAGAGGCACGGCGGUGAUGUCGCACUCAAGCCUGGCAUCGUGGCGAGGGGUAUGAUGAUGCUGGGGGUUAACCGCUUUAGUCACUCGGCCCUUCUGUGCAAGUGGCCUUUUUCAUACCCCUCCCUCUUUGGGUUUGUUUUGGAGUAUGUCGCCUCAGACUUGAUUUUGACGCCGCUUAGCAGCGCUGUGCCUGUGCCAACACCGCAGGAGGCGCUCCAGCACAGGAGUGCGACUUCCAGCGGUAGCCCCACGGUAGCCGACAGUGGCGAGGGCAUGGCGAGUGCCGCUGAGAUCGCUUCGCCGGCUCUGUAA
Molecule: messenger RNA, 1200 nt
Organism: Leishmania braziliensis MHOM/BR/75/M2904
Lineage: Eukaryota; Euglenozoa; Kinetoplastea; Trypanosomatida; Trypanosomatidae
Exons: 1
Coding region: 1-1200 (399 amino acids)
Source: RefSeq, a predicted model, not a curated record